This is a messenger RNA of Drosophila novamexicana, 878 nucleotides long. RefSeq names its product 28S ribosomal protein S15, mitochondrial (gene bonsai). The coding region runs from base 20 to 859 and encodes 279 amino acids. Gene Ontology annotation, biological process: translation. Gene Ontology annotation, cellular component: ribosome. The record is from RefSeq and is a predicted model, not a curated record. The transcript has 3 exons. Gene Ontology annotation, molecular function: structural constituent of ribosome. NCBI's taxonomy places the organism in Eukaryota, Metazoa, Arthropoda, Insecta, Diptera, Drosophilidae.
AACACUAAAGUUAUUAUUUAUGAAUAAACUAUUAAAUGUAGUGCACGCCGUGCCACGCCAAUUUGUGCGUGACUAUGCGUUUAAGUCAGAUCUGAAAAUCAAAUGGGUGCGACCGGAAAAGAUAUCAUGCAUCAAGCCGGAGAAAAGCGGCGAUCUGGCCAAGCUGCCACCACUGAAUCCCAAUGAGAUUCUGCCGGAAUACAAGGACUCCAAGGAGUUGGCAAAUGCCGACGAAACGGUCAAAUCAAUGUUUUUGCUGAGCAACAAUCGGAAUCAUCUGACUACGCGUUAUUAUCGUGACCAAAUGGUCAAGGAGGUGCAGCGUCAUGAACAGGACUAUGGCUCCAUGGAAGCGACGCUGGCCAAAAUGACUGCAGUUAUACGGCGUUAUCAAUCGCACAUGGAGGUGCAUCCACGCGACAAGAUGAUCAAAGUGCGGCUAAAGGAGCUGAUAGACAAGCGUAAAAAGUUUCUAAAAUACCUGAGACGCUGGGAUUAUCCGCGCUUCGAGUGGAUUUUGGAGAAGCUGGACUUGGUCUAUAAGCCACCGCCGGCGCAUUUCCAUUGGGUAACGCGUAAAGAGUCUCUGCAGAAGCUGACAGACAUCUACUGCGAGAAAAUCAAGGAGGAGCGUCUGGAAGCCUAUCACAAAGAGCUGCAGGCACAACAGAUACCCUUUCUGGAGGAUGCCAUUAAAAAAAUGAUAUUUGUGCGACAGGAGCAGAUUGACUGCGAUGUGCCCGUGACCGUAACGGAGCAGCAAAUCGAGGAUGCGCGCAAGGAGCUGGCAGAGCUCAAGGAACUGCGCGACGCAGCGGCUGCCGCCACACAGAAACAAUCGGAUGAGACUUUCCAUUGAUCAUUUAAAGGCUACCAAG